This is a messenger RNA of Penicillium maclennaniae, 1194 nucleotides long. RefSeq lists its product as uncharacterized. The record is from RefSeq and is a predicted model, not a curated record. The transcript is spliced from 2 exons. The coding region runs from base 1 to 1194 and encodes 397 amino acids. Gene Ontology annotation, molecular function: protein binding. NCBI's taxonomy places the organism in Eukaryota, Fungi, Ascomycota, Eurotiomycetes, Eurotiales, Aspergillaceae.
AUGUCGCCAUUCUUUGACAGGCUACGCACAAAGGUCCCUCGAAGAGCCAAGCGAAGCUCAUUUCUUAUGAUACACAAGGAACCCAUUUGGAAGCAACUUCCAGACAAUGUCCUUGUUCGUAUCACGUCUUUCUCCGAGCUUGAAGACAUUGUUUCCUUGGCGUUGACUUGUCGCUUACUGCACCACCGCAUCGCUAAAAAUGAAUACGCCAUCGCUCAUGCGUUUCUCGACCUUCACACGCGGAAGAGAAAAUUGGAAGUCUACUACGAGGAUGGGGUUGAACUGUCGCCUGACGAUGAUUUGACUUUCAUCUCAGAACUCUUCCCGCCUCCGCCACCUCAGUACGCUGUUGGUGAGGGCCACGACGACGCCGGUUAUACUUUAGGUUACUUGGCAGACCUGAAAAGAUGUUGGUCGACCUGCAUACGACUGUCUUACCACUUGGCUGAUCAUGUUAUUCGGCACCAUUUGGAAACCGACAGUCUUGCCCGCCCGCUUUGGUCAUGUUCGAAGACGGAGAAGGAAUACGUGUAUAGCAAAGCCGUGGAGACACUGCAGGCUAGACUCCUGCGCCCAUUAGCUUACGCGAUCUUCUUUCUUGAGAACUCUUCAGACGACAGCUUUGACUGCGGUUCAUCAGAUCAUGUCGAAAAAUUUUGCACUUCAUUCAAAAGACAGCAGGCGAUUCUCCAAGGACCUCCCUUUAACAACACUCGGAACAUAAUCCUAACCGAGCACUGUCUGCAACUCCUUUGCUCGACAGUCCGACGACUUAUGCACCCUGAAUUUGGCCAUUCAACCUCCGAGAGCUGGGUCAGCCUGCUUCUUUUGAAUUCGACUAUGGAGAGAAUUGUUGACUUUUUCCAUGCGAUUGCUAAAGAUGAUGAAAAGACACAGACCCUCUCACAUGGUCAUGGGCACGGGCUUGGGCACGGGCAUGUUUCGACUUGGUCCGCCCGCCGAGAAUUCUUGUGGCAAAUGCGCGAUGACUUGGGACAUCACAUGGCAUCAUUGAGGAAUGUCUCUGCUAAGGAGGAAGAUAACAUUCUUACUUUGGACCAUGUCUGGUUCAAAGCAGCUUAUCAAGAAAUGGUCCGUCGAGGGGCCAUCCCGCAUUCACCAGAGCAGCUGGUUCCGGUGCUCUAUGGAUCCGCUGUGAGACUGGACUGCGCAUAUUGCGAUGAAGAUGAGUAG